CAACAUCAACUAGCUAUCGUUGUUUCAAGUGAAUCAUCAAAAGAAACAAUUCAACAAUAUGCAGCAAGUCGUCAAUACCGUCAAGUCCGCCAUUGGCGCUACCAAACUGCCAACGGGCCAGUUGGGAAAGAAUGGUCCUUAUGUCACCAGAAUGGGUUAUGGAGCCAUGGGAUUGUCAGCAUUCUAUGGCAAACCUAAGCCCGAUGAGGAGCGCUUUGCCGUACUGGAUAAAUUGUACGAGCAGGGAGAGCUUUUCUGGGACACAGCAGACAUGUACAUGGACAAUGAGGAUCUGAUCGGAAACUGGUUCAAGGCCAACCCUGGCAAGCGCGAGCAGAUCUUCCUGGCCACAAAGUUCGCCAACCUUCGUGACGAGCAGGGCAACCCCAUUGUUGACUCAAGCCCUGAGUACGCUAAGAAGGCAUGCGACAAGUCGCUGUCACGCCUUGGAGUCAACAGCAUUGAUCUGUAUUACGCUCAUCGUCUCGAUGGAAAGACCCCUGUGGAAAAGACUGUCCAGGCCAUGAAGGAACUCAAGGAGGCCGGCAAGAUCAAGUACCUCGGUCUGUCAGAGGUCAGCAGCGAGAGUUUGAGACGUGCCUACGCCGUACACCCCAUCACAGCAGUCCAAAUCGAGUACUCGCCCUUCUCUCUUGACAUCGAGAGCGAGCAGAUUGGUCUGCUCAAGACAUGUCGCGAACUCGGCGUCGCUGUCGUUGCAUACUCUCCCAUUGGUCGCGGUAUGCUCGGAGGCACCAUCAGAUCUCCAGACGACUUCGAGGAGGGAGACUUCCGCCGUUUCGCACCUCGCUUCAGCGCUGAGAACUUCCCUAAGAACCUCAAACUCGUCGACCAGAUCACCGAGAUCGCCAAGAAGAAGGGUCUCACUGCCUCUCAGAUCACCCUUGCCUGGUUGAUGGCCCAGGGCGACGACAUCUUCCCUAUUCCAGGAACCACCAACCUCAGUCGUGUUGACGAGAACUUGGGCGCCCUGAAGGUCAAGCUUACUGAUGAGGAGACGAACGAGAUCAGAAAGGCUUGCGAGGCCGCGGAGGUCGCUGGUUCGAGAUACCCCGAGGCUUUCUCCAAGGCCUUGUUUGCAGACACCCCUGCCCUUUGAGCUUCGAAGCUGAUAACCUGAUGGACCUUGUUACGUAGCAGUCGUUUGACGAACGCUUAAUGAUCAAAUCACUUACGACACUGAACAUGUAUCGAGGCUAGACAUUGACCUUUCUCACGU
Messenger RNA from Aureobasidium pullulans EXF-150, 1240 nucleotides. RefSeq names its product Aldo/keto reductase. The record is from RefSeq and is a predicted model, not a curated record. The coding region runs from base 59 to 1120 and encodes 353 amino acids. Gene Ontology annotation, cellular component: cytoplasm. Lineage: Eukaryota; Fungi; Ascomycota; Dothideomycetes; Dothideales; Saccotheciaceae. The transcript has 3 exons.